CAUCCCUGUGAGCGAAAAAAAAAAAAACAACAGGGAGACGGUGGGGUGGAGUACAGGAAGCCGCUGUCCCGAAUAUCUGAACAUGGGCGAAAUCUAAAAAGCGCCGUAAAUCACAGCUUCUCUAUUCCAUCUCUUAGUGUUCUUUGGCGGACCAGAGGCGGCGGAGAUUCCGGUUUUUUAUUUUUCUGGAUCGAAUUGGAGACUUUAACCGAACACAGGGAAGAUGUCUCGGGGAGUGAUCCAGCCCAGCCAGCAGAAGCUGGCCGAAAAGCUCACCAUCCUCAACGACAGAGGCAUCGGGAUGUUGACCCGUGUUUACAAUAUCAAAAAGCAAGGACAAGUUUGGAAGGCAUGUGGCGAUCCCAAGGCUAAGCCCUCGUAUCUUGUCGAUAAGAACUUAGAGUCUGCAGUUAAAUUUAUCGUCAGGAAGUUCCCCGCUGUGGAGACACGAAAUAACAACCAACAGCUGGCUCAGCUGCAGAAAGAGAAGUCAGAGAUUCUGAAGAACCUGGCUCUCUACUAUUUUACCUUCGUAGAUGUCAUGGAAUUCAAGGACCAUGUUUGUGAGCUGCUGAACACUAUUGAUGCCUGCCAGGUCUUCUUUGACAUUACGGUGAACUUUGACCUGACCAAAAACUACCUGGACCUGGUGGUGACGUACACUACUCUGAUGAUAAUACUGUCUCGCAUAGAGGAGAGAAAAGCCAUCAUAGGACUAUACAACUACGCCCACGAGAUGACACACGGAGCCAGUGACAGGGAGUACCCGCGGUUGGGCCAGAUGAUUGUGGAUUAUGAAAACCCUUUGAAGAAGAUGAUGGAGGAGUUUGUUCCACAUGGAAAGUCUCUGUCAGAUGCGUUGAUAAGCCUUCAGAUGGUUUAUCCCAGGAGGAAUCUGUCUGCGGACCAGUGGAGGAACGCCCAGCUGCUCUCUCUUAUCUCUGCUCCCUCCACAAUGCUCAAUCCUGCUCAGUCUGACACAAUGCCAUGUGAAUACCUGUCGCUGGACACAAUGGAGAAGUGGAUUGUUUUUGGUUUCAUCCUGUGUCAUGCUGUCCUGAACAACGACGCAGCAGCAUUGUCUUUGUGGAAGCUGGCUCUGCAGAGCUCCACCUGUCUCUGCCUGUUCAGGGACGAAGUCUUCCACAUUCACAAGGCGGCAGAAGACCUGUUUGUUAACAUCAGAGGGUACAACAAGCGUAUCAAUGACAUUCGGGAGUGCAAAGAACAGGCUCUGUCCCACGCAGGCUCCAUGCACAGAGAGAGACGCAAGUUCCUCAGAUCAGCUCUGAAGGAGUUGGCUACGGUUUUAGCCGACCAGCCUGGAUUGCUAGGUCCAAAGGCAUUAUUUGUAUUCAUGGCGUUGUCGUUCGCCCGUGACGAGAUCAUCUGGCUGCUUCGGCAUGCGGACAACAUCCAGAAGAAGAGCACAGACGAUUUCAUAGACAAACACAUAGCGGAGUUGAUCUUCUACAUGGAGGAGCUCAGAGCUCACGUCAGGAAGUACGGCCCUGUGAUGCAGCGAUACUACGUCCAGUACCUGUCUGGUUUUGAUGCUGUGGUGCUGAAUGAACUGGUGCAGAACCUGUCUGUGUGCCCAGAGGAUGAAUCUAUAAUCAUGUCUUCAUUUGUCAACACUAUGACGUCUCUCAGUGUCAAACAAGUGGAGGAUGGUGAGGUGUUUGACUUCAGGGGCAUGAGACUGGACUGGUUCAGACUGCAGGCCUACACCAGUGUCUCCAAAGCCAGUCUCGGUAUAGCUGAUCACAAGGAGCUGGGAAAAAUGAUGAACACCAUCAUCUUCCACACAAAGAUGGUGGACUCUCUGGUGGAGAUGCUGGUGGAGACGUCAGACCUGUCUAUCUUCUGCUUCUACAGCCGGGCAUUUGAAAAAAUGUUUCAGCAGUGCUUGGAGCUUCCCUCCCAGAGCAGACACUCCAUCUGCUUCCCUCUGCUCUGCACACACUUCAUGUCCUGCACACAUGAGCUCUGUCCUGAGGAGUCCUUUGCCUUUCUUCCUCCACAGCGUCACCACAUAGGAGAUCGAAGCCUGUCGUUGUGUAACAUGUUCCUAGACGAGAUGGCCAAGCAGGCCAGAAACCUGAUCACUGACAUCUGCACUGAGCAGUGCACGCUCAGCGACCAGCUGCUUCCUAAGCACUGUGCGAAGACUAUCAGCCAGGCCGUGAACAAGAAGAGCAAGAAGGCGACAGGGAAGAAGGGCGAGCCGGAGAGGGAGAAACCUGGAGUGGAAAGCAUGAGGAAGAACAGACUACUUGUUACCAAUCUGGAUAAACUCCACACAGCGUUAUCUGAACUCUGCUUCUCCAUCAACUACGUCCCCAACCUGGUGGUCUGGGAGCACACGUUCACCCCCAGAGAGUACCUCACCUCGCACCUGGAGAUCCGAUUCACCAAGUCUAUUGUGGGGAUGACCAUGUACAACCAGGCUACUCAGGAGAUAGCCAAGCCCAGCGAGCUGCUGACCAGCGUCCGAGCCUACAUGACCGUGCUGCAGUCCAUAGAGAACUACGUCACCAUCGACAUCACCCGGGUCUUCAACAACGUCCUCCUGCAGCAGACGCAGCACCUGGACAGCCACGGGGAGCCCACCAUCACCAGUUUAUACACAAACUGGUACUUGGAGACGUUGCUCCGUCAGGUCAGUAACGGACACAUCGCAUACUUCCCCGCCAUGAAGGCCUUUGUCAACUUGCCUACUGAGAACGAACUGACCUUCAAUGCUGAGGAAUACUCCGACAUCUCCGAGAUGCGUUCUCUGUCUGAGCUGCUGGGGCCAUAUGGUAUGAAGUUUCUCAGCGAGAGUCUGAUGUGGCACAUCUCAUCGCAGGUCGCUGAGCUGAAGAAACUGGUGGUAGAAAACAUGGAGGUGUUGACCCAGAUGAGGACGAGUUUUGACAAACCAGAACACAUGGCUGCGCUCUUCAAGAAACUCACCUCCGUUGACAGUGUUUUAAAGAGGAUGACUAUCAUCGGGGUCAUUUUAUCUUUCCGCUCCCUCGCACAGGAAGCUCUGAGAGACGUGUUGUCCUGUCAUAUUCCCUUCCUGGUCAGCUCGGUGGAGGAUUUCAAAGACCACAUUCCCAGAGAGACAGACAUGAAGGUGGCCAUGAACGUCUACGAGCUGUCAUCAGCAGCAGGUUUACCCUGUGAGAUCGACCCGGCUUUAGUGGUCGCUCUGUCCUCUCAAAAGAGCGAGAACAUCAGUCCAGAGGAGGAGUAUAAGAUCGCCUGUCUGCUGAUGGUGUUUGUGGCCGUUUCCUUGCCAACACUUGCCAGUAACGUGAUGUCUCAGUACAGCCCCGCGAUAGAGGGCCACUGCAAUAACAUCCACUGCCUGGCCAAAGCCAUCAACCAGAUCGCUGCUGCUCUCUUCACCAUCCACAAGGGAAGCAUAGAGGACCGCCUCAAAGAGUUCCUGGCUCUGGCUUCAUCCAGCCUGCUCAAGAUCGGCCAGGAAACGGACAAGAUGACGACACGUAACAGAGAAUCUGUCUACCUGCUGCUGGACAUGAUUGUGCAGGAGUCUCCUUUCCUGACCAUGGAUCUGUUGGAGUCCUGCUUCCCCUACGUGCUGCUGCGAAACGCCUACCACGCCGUCUACAAACAGAGCAUCAGCGCUAACGCAUAGACACACACUAAACACACAGUGAAGUCCUACCAUGGCGUCUACCGUCGAAGCGUCGGCGCUCAUAAACAGACGCUUACCCUGCGAAUACUACCAGAACACACUAAAUACAAACUAAAUACAUUAAACUAUGCCUCAACGUACCGUACUGACUAAAACAUGUUGACACACUAAAUAUUAAGCAUUUAAAAAAUGCAGAACAACACACUAAACGCCUGAAGAGCAAACACAGAUUGAAUCUAAACACACAGACACACUAGCUGGACAAAGCUGGGGGAUCAUCGUCUUUAUUUGAAUCAUUGUAUCUUUUCCAUGAUGUUGCCCGGGACCAUGACCACAGCAACAUAAAAUAUACAGUAUGUUUGGUUGGUGUAAAAGAACAAAAAUAUAAAUAUAUAGUAUAUAUAUAGGUGACACUAAAAUAUUCUUUUUUUCUUUUUCUUUUUUCUGUUUUUUUUUCAAUGAAAGGUUUGAGAUUUUUAGUGGCCAGCUGAUAACUACUAUGUGGUGAUGGAUUUGGAUGCUUUACUUGGGGAAUGCAGAUGAUGUGAUGUGGGGGUUCUUGGUUUUUAUUGAGGAGGGCGGGGGCGAGGGUCCUGUGUUGAUACUGAAAGACAUGUUGUUUGUUAAUGUAAGAUUACACACACACACACACGCACACACACACGGGCUUAUCUUCCAACAUUUCAUACUGAACACACACGGACACACUACGAGUUGUAUAACAUGGUGAUGUUUUCUUUCUUUUUUUCUAGCUAGUCGUAACAUGAACUUUUUGUGGGUAAAAAGAUAUAAUAUCUGUAUUCUGCUUUGAUGUGAACUGAACUUGUCUGUUUUUAAUGUCUAUGUUUUAUUAUUUUUACGACAAUGAUUACAACAAUUUGCCAAAUGUGCUGACACUAAAAAAAAAUUGUGUAUCAGGGCGUGGAAGUGGUGGAGUGUUUAACGGUGUGACUCUGCGGCAGCUCUGUUGAGGGACAUUUUGCGAUUGGAACAAACUACAGAAACACUCAGAUAUUCUCUUCAGCUGCUGUUAAUCAACUGUCCAGACUAAGUACAGCUCCAGCAGGCGCAGGUCUUUUCUGAAAAGAAGGCCGAAAUGUUCAGAUUUCUUGUUUUACUCCUUAUCUUCACACUCUAAAUCCCUACUGAAGGAGCAGUGCCUUGCUCAAAGGCGACUUAGCAGCAGCUGGUGAGAGUUAGUACUCCGUGGUUAGUCUAAACGUGUUAGUACUUAAUUCAAGUAGGAAGUAAAUUUAACCAAUUUUUCCACAGAAAGGCAAAUAAAUACUAUUCGAUCUCAGACCUGGAGCUGCAAUAAGACAAAAAAUAAAUAUAUAUAUAUGUACACACUUUUGGUUUUCACUGGAUUUGUAAUUUCAAUGAUCCACCAACGAACUUUCCAUACGAGUGGUUACACUUUCUGCUGCGGUUGUUUGCGGGACCUUUUGAGGACAUACUUUUUACAAAGUGCAGUCUGAUUUCUUUUCUUCUUGAUCAAGGCAUGGCAAGGGCUACAUUUGGGGACAUGUACACAAACCAUGCAGCUCUCAUACCAGCCCUCUGGUGAUGUGCUACUAACCCCAGGGCUCUGUCUUGAAGGCUCAUUCUGCAUACUAUUCAGGACUUUGACCUACAAAAGUUUGAGAUUCAAAUCUGGAAGCCAAGUUGCAAAGUAAAGAAACAUUUACUCAAAUCUACUACUACUAGGCUCUAGUAAAUACACAUUACUGUAGGUCCUGUUUCAACCAUGUGUUUUGUCUGUAGUAUGCUUUAUGAGCAUCAGAGGACAGAUCUGUGGACGCGUUCUGCCAUUUGAUGUGGAAUGGUUGCCGUUUUCUUUCUAACUUCUCUUUUGUGUCUCUGAUUCCACCGUGUAACUUAAAUGACAUGAAUAAAAUAAACUUUAGGGCUGUCAGACCUGA
Mugil cephalus (flathead mullet) is the source of this 5574-nucleotide messenger RNA. RefSeq names its product NCK-associated protein 1 (gene nckap1). Gene Ontology annotation, cellular component: SCAR complex. The transcript has 32 exons. NCBI's taxonomy places the organism in Eukaryota, Metazoa, Chordata, Actinopteri, Mugiliformes, Mugilidae. Bases 224 to 3652 code for a protein of 1142 amino acids. Gene Ontology annotation, biological process: cell migration; cell projection assembly; neuron projection morphogenesis. The record is from RefSeq and is a predicted model, not a curated record.